ACGUCGAUACUUCAUCCAGCACCGCACACACACCAGGCCUUCCUUCUCCGCCGAGUGCAUAACACCGGGGGAUCGAUAAAACCCAGCGGCUUAACCUCAUAAAAAGGAGGUUAGCCGUCGUCCCGUCGCCGUCCUCCUCUCCCGGUCCCAUGGGCUGCACACUUAGCAAGAGCCUCUCGUCGCUGGUGCGCGGCGGCAGCUCGGGCGGCAGUCGCAACAACAAGGGCAACGGCGCUGCCGAGCCCGUGGGCGACCCGCCGCCGCCGCCGGCGCCCGACCCGCGCCACCCGCUCACCGCCCGGCAGAUCUUCAGCAUCACCAAAUCCUGGAAGGCCAUCGCCAGGGCCAUGGAGCCCACCGGCAUCGAGAUGUUCGUCAGACUGUUCCAGGAGAAGGGGGACCUACUGGACUUGUUCGAGAAGUUCCAGGCGCUCCGCACCAAGGAGUCGCAGCGCGAGAGUAUGGAGCUGGCGCAGCACGCCUCCGUGGUCAUGACCACGCUCGACGAAGGCAUCAACGCGCUAGACAACCUCGACUACUUCAUGGACUACCUGCACAACACGGGCAGGCUACACUUCAAGAUCAAGGGCUUCAAGAAGGAAUACUUCUGGCACAUCGAGAACCCAUUCUUGGCUGCCGUGUCCGAGACCCUGGGUGAUCGGUACACGGAGAACAUCGAGAACAUCUACAAGAUCACCAUCCGCUUCAUCCUCGAGACACUCGUCGAAGGCUUCGAACUGGCCGAGAAGGAAGCGGCCGCGUAGCGAUGACGCAAGUCCUCGCACCUUCUCCACGAUGAAAACUGCCUGCGUGUGUACCUGCGAACCACACGCGCUCAUGGAGUCACUGAGUAACGCAGAGUAGCAGCCUCUGCCGAUGCCAGCAGCCCGACUGCAGCCACGUAUGAUCCGCACGUUUGCCAAAAAAAGAAAAACACGAUUGUCGCUAUCCUCCCCGAUGGCCGGAUUUGUGUGAACAUGUCUUCGUCCUUCAUAUUCCCUGUCAUCGCAGUCAGCGUGAAAUGCCACAGACGCUUCAUCGCAUUUGGAUCGUCCCGUUUGCCGCUAGGCCAUUGAGAUAUUUUUCACGAUUGUUCCGCAUUUUAGAGGAACACGAAAAGUCUUGUUGCUUCGUUUUGUUGCUGGUGCGUUCGGAUGACUAUCGAUAGCGCUUAUAAAGGCAUUUCGUGUGUCUAUCUGGUGCAGCAAUGCCACGCUGCGGGUACACUUCGCACCACUCGAAACGUGCGGUGUCUUAAAGAGGCAACAACUUUCAUCGCGUGCUCUUUGCAACGAACGUCGUGGUAGGUUGUGCAGUCUUGCCAUCGUGCUCUAUCAUCUACCUUUAGCGCCAUGUUGAUGGUCGUUCGUAGCAAAGGCAACAACUUGCAUCAUGAGGUCUUUGCCACGAACACACAGGCACAAACACUCCAGAUCGCGAGCGCUGAGAGCGGCUUGUUCCGACGGUCAACUUAUAAAGCACAUGGCGAGGAUGUCAGACGUCGCAGCGUGGAGCGCUGGUGGUCGAAUAAGAUUUGAGAAAUAUCUCAGCUGCAGUACCCUGGCAUUCGGGAUGCAUCGGCUGCACUCACUAAGCGGUUUGCUGGGGUGCAAUCAAGUGUUGUUGCGUUGCAAGAAGGAAGGGACUUCUUGAGUUAGCGUCCUGUAGAACCAUGGACGACGCAUCCAAGAAGUCAUGGCACGUUGUGCGGUUUGGCCAUCGUGCUCUUUCAUUUUCCUGUAUCGCCAUAUUGAUGGUCCUUCGAAGCAAAGGAGCAAGGCAGCCAUCUCAAUGAACCAGUGGGUGCGAUCGGCUGUAAGGCAAAGCAGCUGACCAUGUAGGCUCUGACAGGCAAGGUACUACGCGUACUGAUUGUUUUGCCAUCAGCGUAGCAGCCUUCAUGUAUAGAGUGCAGUGACGCUGCCGUACGCACGCUGGUCACGGGACCCCUACUCUCUCUUAUUCAGUGACUCCAGAAGUUAUUUAGAAGUGUCGCCGCUCGGGGCCUCUCGCGUGUGGCCUUGUGCGUGACGUCACCGCGUCGGGCAGCCAAUGGCGCAGCGCCGCGCCACGGCUCGUUUCUUCGCCAUUACGUGGUCGCCUCACGUGGUUGAUUCCUGCCUGGAAGUGUUUCUCUUCUUUUUUUUUUGUCGGUGAAGAAGAAGGAAGAAAAGCUUUUUUCGCGCAUUUUCUUUCGUCACUAAGCUAUGCGAUUGCGCAAUCGUGUACUGCAGCAUGUGUGUGUGUGCGUGUGUCUACGUGUCAGUGCUCGUGUGACGUCAGAGGAAGUGACAACGACGACCGAAUGCGGAAGCAAGGGUUCCGUUUCUUCGUCGGGGCUAUACUCCAUCGCCUGGCCACGCUCGCCUUCCGCUGUCCUCCUUUUUCCACGCACCGGACCAUGACGUGUGGAGACUUCCGUGACGUCAUCUCGUUGCACGUGACCACCCAAAAUGUGUUUGUUGUUCCGUGUCGUUGUACGCGUGUCGUGUUACAUAAAAUGGCAGCCAUGAAGUAAACGUUUCCCGGGGAAAAACGCCAGUACACCACAUCGUAUACCCUCCCAUGCAUCCCGCGUUUCGCGCUAAGUUCCCUGUAACUGUGACGUGUAUUCGUGUCAAUGCGAAAGCCAAAUGCCAACCCGUAAUUUCGCUGAAGCUGAUUCGCGAUAGUGUACGAGGAAUAGGUUGGUUCGUGGUCCACGCACUUUGGUACAGUAUUAAAAAAGAGUUCGCUACAUUGAGCAAGGUCAACGUCGCCAAACUUUGGGUGAGCACUGUUUUUCAAAGUUCACAAAAUUUCUUUGCGCCAGAUAUUCUACCGUUUAAACUGACAAAGAUUUGUUACAAGCGGUCAAGAUAAGCCUAUGCGCCUAAUAAAAUGACUUCGGGAACCUCACGAACCCUCCAUUAUCCUGGUCUUGGAGGUCGCAGCAUUACGGGGCACAGAACACAGCACUUACAGCUCUCUUCUUGACGCAUCUGUAGAUUACGCGAUAUAAAAAUAAUAUCUCCUAACAUACCCUUGCACUUGUACUUUACGUUCGCAUUGACGCCACUGAAACAGAAGGAAGUACAUUAAAUUGAAGGCAUAAUUGGGGUCUUAACACGUAAACAACGCCUGAACCUGUUCUGUUGUCGUUACGUCUUGUAAAAGAUCAGAAAUUACGCUUAAAACCGCAUCCAAGCAUCAGUUUCUUCCAUCUGUAGUCCAGGAUGUCGGCAUGCGUUGUUUUCCCAUCGUAGCAAGCAUCGAGGAAGUGAAAGAAACUAGGAGCGAGAAUAACGCCACGAUCUUGAAGCCUAGUCGUAAAAGUUUAAGGGAGAAAUAGCCCCUGGUCACGUGAUAGGCAAGAGCUGCCAUAGCUCGGCUCGCCUUGGUUGCGUCUUCUGCGGGGGCCCAAUCCUACCCAGGAGGCACCGCGCGCUAGUCGGGAGGGGCGACGUCAGAGGAGGUUGGUUUGCCGAGUCUUGAGGAGUCAUGUGACGCUCCCUCCUAGUGUUUUCCUUCCUCCAUCGUAGCUAGCAUCCAGUCCAAAUCGAGGUCAUUUAUAACUGCUCCGCCGCUCGAACAACGUGCCAAUCAAAGCGGGCACUGGGACAGCCUAAUGGAGGGUUCGAAACCUAUGCCCUAUGAAAGGUAGCGCACUCAGAAAAGUCGCGCAAUCCGUAUAGCCGAAGUUGAGACUACUUCAGUCGAUGUUUUGUCAGGAAUCCGUACAUUAAUCAACCCACGUCGUUGAAUCGCAUGGUAUGCUAAAGGGGCGGAAUCGCUUGUGAGUACUGCCAUUAGAUGUGUAACUUCAGUCGAUGUUCUUGGUGGUAAACGGCACCAAUGUCUUGUGUCCCUUCGGCGUGUGGCGUAUCGCAAGAGCAACUAGCCGCGAGCCGCCUGUACGUAAGAUUCGAUAUCCUAUUGUGAGAAGCAUGCUAGAUUGGUUUCGGACAUACCGGCCAUUCAUUUGCACUCGAAUCUGCAAACUCGUUUGGACAUACCGGCCACUCAUUUACACGUGAAUCUGCAAGCUCACACGAAGAUUGGACAGGUUGCUUUCUUAACAAAAAACUGUUUCGUCUUUUCUUUUUCACCUUCAUUGAUCUAAUGAAGUAGCACUGUCAGCUUGACGAGUGUUAACUCAAUGUCGGCUAUGUGAACAACAGAAAUGUGGCAAAUUAUUUACCCUCUUAGCUCGAUUCCUUCUACACGCAUUUCAUGUAUGUGUUUCUCAUUGGUAUCCAACGUAGCUAUCUCUUCAUUCGUUCUUUUUGCUCAGAUACGUUUCCAACAGCACGAUUUCGGACAUAUUCGCGAGCCCAAUGACGUCAUCGUGUGAUCUCCCACUUACCCUUUUUGUCUUUUCAGCUCCUUUGAGACGUGAUCUCCUUUGCAGUACCUUAGGCGUGGUACCUAGGCGCUUGCGAGUUCACGACAACUUUAACCUUCUUAUACGUUAGUGCUGGUUGUUUCAUUGACAAGCUUAACAAUUAAUUUGACGUAAAACUCUCGCUUCUGCUGUUCCUCGUCCGUUUUUACUUCGUGGAGAAAAGGAAAAAUUUCAAUCCUUCAAGCCUAACGCCAUUGAGCUGAGAAUGAUUCAACAAUGUGUGUUCGUGCCAUUUUUAUAUAUCUAAGCUUUCGAGGUUCCGUGCAAAAAAGUGAUAAGCAUAUGAACUAAACACUAAUAUGGAAUACAGCGUCAACGUUGCUUGCUUAACUAAAAAAUGUGUCUUUUUUUCUUCACUUUUAUUGACCCAAUGAAGUAGCACUGUAAGCUGAACCAGUGUUAUCCCAAUGUUGGCCCAAUUACGUGCCAAUGUUGGUUCGACAAAGGGCCAAUGUUUGUUUAACAUUGGGCCAAUGUUGGUUAACAACUCGUUUUUGUGGCUCUGCGAAGGGAACGGCAAAACGUGCUUUUAUAACUUCGAACAUGCUGUUGGUGUGCAAACUAGUCACUCGAAAAAUUAUCUGUAAGCCUAGAAAGCUUUCGUGAACUAUAUGUGACCCCGGAAGUCGUGUGAAUGAGAUAUUAUAACCUUUUUUUUUAACAAAGUGAGGCGGCAGUUAGUGAACUUUUGCGAUUGAGCUAUUAUUUGCCAAGGUAUCGUGAAAUCUUCGCUGAAGUUGUGUGGACGUGUACGUUGUAUUCCCAGCGCGAAACACUGAGAGGAAUUAUAGUGGUCGUCCCUUUAACAGUAGAUGAGAUGUUUUAGAGAUAUAUGUUGGGAAAAAAACAUGUCGUCACAAGAAAAAAAAAAAGAAAGCGAGUUUGAUUUCUGGAAAGGUGAUAUCGGUAAGUAAGCCUGAAUCAGUGUGCUGCGGUCAGCUACUCCUCCACGAGGAAACAAGAAAGACGAUGGAGAUCGUUAAAUUUUUUUCGGGAGUUUUCGGCGCCCGUUUGAUACAAACAUACCUGAAGAUCAAAACAGAGAAAGUGCGCGGUCGCCGGCAGAAGUCUGGCAAAUCUCAAAGCUUUUAGCGAAGUGUAGGUGAUAAUUUUAUUAAGCUGAACAAAAUCUCAGGCGGAUAUAUACCGGCUUCAAUGUGAAAAAGAAAAGCGUUUUGAAGUUUCAGCUACCCGUUGAGCCUGAAUCAGCGUAAUGCGGUCAGCUGCAUCUGUCAUCGAGAAAAGGACAAAGGCGAUGAAGUGUAAAUGGAUAUAAGAGAGAUAACUGUCAUUUUCAAAGAUUAUAGACUCAGAUGCAGGCUACAGUAUUAAAAAAGUUUCAGGAGUUUUGGGUGCCCGUUCACAGAUACGUGAGCUCAAAAUGACAAAUGACAACGUGCCCGGUCACCACUAGCGGAACUGAUCAUAAUAUGAAUUAGUAGAAAUCUAGUUGGAAUAUAUGCCGGUUUCAAAAUGAGACUAAAUUUGCAAGUUUUAGCUGCCCGUUAAUGAAAUGAAACAUGAAAUGGACAACGCGCAUGCUUGCCGCAAGCGGGUUGACAUAGGUACUUUGGCAUGAUUUCACUUGAACGUAGAGUGACACCGUGAAACAAAAGCGUCAUGUGUUUGGUAGAUUUGUCAAUUGUGUUCGCGGUUCGCCAAAACUCCCUAAUUAUGGUUACGAAUCGGGGAUAGCGUUGUCUAAGACAAGUGCACUGCGCACCGAAUCAACAUAUGUCGGUUCAUUUACUAUACAGAAAGUAAUAAAUCUAUCUUUAACAAUAAAAGCAGAUAAUGCAGAUCACUACCCGAUGAGUUGGUACGAGAAGCCGCAUUCGCGUAAUAAAAGAAAAGUAUAUUGAUAGAAACGUUCUUGCAUCUUGGCUUCUACAACGCUGUUCGCGACUUUCGGAGAAAAUUCUGUGUCUUGGAAGAUGUGCGCUUCGUGUUUUUGCACAUUUUACGUGAACUGUCGCUAACAUUUUGUGUGUUUGAGUGCUCGUAUUUGGUUAGAAAACUAACAAAACCUUGAUUGUUUUAUUUGCGUUUUUCUAAGAAUCGCCUUCUUUAUUAACACAAGUGUAUGACAUUGCGCAACAGUGUUUGUUAUACGAAAUGUUGUUUGUAAUCUUAUUGAUUUUCUCUUUUCUUUUGAUAUUGAACACAACAGUGCAUGCUUGCCGAGUGUUUUCAUACAUAUUUGCACUCCUGUUCGUAAUGUCUGGUGUCUUAAGGGUUUCAAGUGGUUUUCUUUUGUUCUUUAAGCUUCCUCUGGGCUGUAACUUGAAAAUUUCGCCGGCUUUUCGUUUCUUCCUUCAACCCCGCGACGAAAUUACUUUCUUUAAAAGACUGUUUACAGCAAAUAAGCCAUGCCAUCAGCAUACGGUGUUUCCCACUAUAUACAGUGUAGCAACCCAGACGAUGGUCCAAUCUGCUAUGUUCAUUUCCUUUUUUUUCGGCGCUUUAAAUGCAGAAAAAAGCCGAAACCCUCGCGCUCACAAUACCGCUGCCAGUAACAAAGUUAUAAAUAAGCCUAACUGAAAAAGAAUAUUCAAAUGAACACGACAACUGUAUGUGUGGGUAUAUGUGGUGAACCACUACGAUACAGUGCCGCUUCCAUCGAAAGGGUACUACCAGACACCAUAUCCCACUUCAUCCUGCCUUUUUAAGACACAACCAUGUCUAAACAGAAGUUUUAACAGGGCUUCAUGACGUCAUUUCCGUGACACAUCGUGCCAGGAAGUGUAUAACUGAUGUGAACUAUGUAUUCAGUAUGACUUUGUGGACGUAUAUCAAAGCGAAUCGAACAAUGUAUAGACGUUGGAAUGUAACCGGCCCUUCGUCGCUUUCGGCGUUUUGCAGCCAAAAAAAAAAAAACCUCUGAGUGUCAACGCGUCGCAGAGACUCGGCGUCACGGUCUGUUUUGCCGUCUGUAGCCGCUUAUAACCCGUGAUGACGACGCAGUAAGAGCCAGGAAAAAAACUGUCGAACAUACCGGGGCAGGCAUUCGGUGGUUUUUUUCGGGCGGCCAUGUGUCUGAUGUAGGGUUAUAACUCUCCAAAGGCGGCGACGAAAACGAUCGAAGACGGAUAUAACCGGGACAAGACACGUGAGUCACAUGACUCUCCGAAAGCUCAACGGCAGCACGGUAGGAGACUGGUCGAGCGAAAACAUCGUGCACACGACACACUAUAUAUCCGCUUGUUGUAUAUCCACAUACGUGUAUACCCAACCGCGCGCUCAUUCAUAUAUAUCAACUCGUUCAUCAUAUAUUCGGAGUGUACUUGUCAGGUUUGUCUGCGCCAGGUGGCCAUGGCUGCAAGGCUCGGCGUUCUGUACACUCAAAUAUCGCCAUAUUAUUUUGUCUUGUGCCGCUGCAAUUGGCCCAGCUUCGGCUGCGGCCUCUCCGGUUGGCUCGAAGCGAAAAACAACAUGGCGGAAUGUGACACUACCCUUGGUGUGGCGCACCGCACGUAACUGCCGACGUCACAGACGUGAACGGAACGGCUUAACAGUGGUCCUUUCAAAGCCAAGUCGAGUCGUUGACAGCUUACGGCUAAGAGUUCGUCUCCGCAGACAGCCACGAAAGCCUGUAUGUAUAAACACUCGAUGUGAAAUGUGACGAGGUAGCGAGCGGUAGUGGUGCCUAUGUCUUUAUCUUAACCGUAUGUAACGUCGUGUAACAGCGUUAUUACUUAUCUAUACUAUACUAUACUAUACUAUACUAUACUAUACUAUACUAUACUAUACUAUACUAUACUAUACUAUACUAUACUAUACUAUACUAUACUUUGUGAAUGCUAUUAUAAUCAUUGUGUAUACGCGCACUAACUCUCGCGCCGUGCAGGUCGUGACAACAAGGCGUGCGCUAAAUGGGGCUUAGCUCCACGCCGUACGUUGACAUGCCCUCGCUCGGAUCCCUCUACGUAGCUAGGUCUACUAACAUCGUGUCUAUUGUUUGUAUCAGACUCGGGAUGCUUCGCCGACCAGUUUACACCGAGCUGUGCGGAGGGCUUGUCGGAGGAAGAGAAAGAGAGAUAAGUUGAAUGACACGGAUGGUAGAAGGAGUUCGGCCUGAGGUAUGGUACGUACCUCUAGUCAGCUACUAAGCUCUAGAUGAAGGAUAGGAGAGAAAGAAUGAGAAACAAGGCGGAUGAUGGUGACGACCGAGGGAUGAAGCAAAACACGCAGUGGUCAAGCCUAUACCUACAGGUAGGCUUGACGUAAUUGUAAGUACGGUUGUUGAAUGAGGUCUACUGUGCGCUGGAAGCACAUAAUAGUUUUUUCUACUUUCUCGAUCAGUCCGGCUGACAAAUUCCUAUGAAUUCACUGAGUGCCACCGUACAGCUUACCGCGCUGGGGCAGCGGUAUAUGUCAUAAUAGCUGGCUUCCGAUUGGCUGGAGAAUGCUGGAACAUCACUGUAACAUCGAAGCAUCUAUGCCCGCUUUUGGCUGUAGGUGUUGUUGAACAAAUGUAAGUUAACAAAAAGAGGAUUUCGUGGCAGCUUUGACCCAUACUGAUCAGUUUAUUACCUAAUGUGUUAGCCAGUGUUCAUUGGCGCUUGCUAAAAGUUGAACAAGACGUAUAUAUUUGUGUGUAGUUAUUUUUAUGAUCACUUUACAGUUGUAUUCAACGCUCUGUCUUUCUAUAAAUGAAGACAAGUGUGUCUUGGCAACACUGCUGCAUCCGUGGGUGUUGUGCAUCACAUUUGGAUGUGAUCAAUCGUUUGCACCGCUUUAUCCCACAAAGCGAACAUAAAGCGGUCAUCAAAGGCUUCUACAGAAAAAGUAAGCAUAACACACUCGCAUCGUGUGCAUGUUGUCAUAAAACUUAUCAUAACAUCCGGGUUCAGUAUAUAUUUUCGCUAUUCCAUCAAUAGCUAUAUUUUCUCUUUCAUUUUUCUUCUGUAUUACCCGCCGCAUCAAUCGCGCAAUCGCUUCAAUGUCACCUCCUCACUGGCAAAACCGCAACCACAUGGAAUGCGCUAUCGACCUACAUGCAGUGCGCGCGUCGUCCGGCGUCGGCGCGUCCAUUUCACGCUGCGCUUUUUUACGACGCUGCCAAAACCGGUCGCAACGCGUUCCAUGUGGUUACAGCCAAAAUAGAAAACCCUUACCACUCCUAUAUUCACCGCGAUAACGGCGUGUCUAUCACGUGCAGCGACAAACAGACGUGCCGACGCCGGGCGACACUGUACGCCGAUAAUACGCGGUAAAUACGCUUCAUGUGGUUUCUAUGAGGCAACCACGCUGUACAGCAUUAUCUAUAGCCAUAGUUAGAUGAGCUGGCUCCAGCUCUGUCAAGACGUCUACAAGCCAUCUCUUGACUGUGCGGGGGGAGGUAACAUACGCUGUUGACGAUGCUGAUGCCGCUGGGGAUAUGUUGAUUACCCGUCUGACACCAGACAUUACGAAGUGCUCGCUUUUAUACGCAGUCUGCUGUGCACCUCGUCAUGCGCGUGUUGCUACAAGAAUGUUGGUGUUCGGAAAGGCACUCUGAAAAUGCGUUGUUGUGUGCUCUUUGUCGUUGGAAAGGCCGCGCGCCGGUACAUACUUAUAACAUUGUGUGAAUAAUGUUAAGCGCUAAUCUAGAGGUAUAUAUAUAUAUAUAUAUAUAUAUAUAUAUAUAUAUAUAUAUGCGCAUAUAUAUUAUACAUAUAACGUGGGUGGCUGACUAUUUUGUUUUUGCUAUGGUAAUAAACGAUGAAAGUGAAG
Rhipicephalus sanguineus (brown dog tick) is the source of this 10099-nucleotide messenger RNA. RefSeq names its product neuroglobin. The record is from RefSeq and is a predicted model, not a curated record. The coding region runs from base 150 to 764 and encodes 204 amino acids. The transcript has 4 exons. Gene Ontology annotation, molecular function: heme binding; oxygen binding. Lineage: Eukaryota; Metazoa; Arthropoda; Arachnida; Ixodida; Ixodidae.